CCAGACGCCACUUUUGUAAUCUGUUUUUUUGGUAUCUACAUUAUACACAACAGUAUAAUUACCAAGGUCAAUUCAAUUCAGUAUCUAGAGAGAUAGGUAAAGAUUGUUGUUUUUGUUUUGAUAACACUUGUGUAGUUUGCAAAAUAUUUGCUGUAGAUACUGGCACAGUUAUGUUUCUGAUGAUAUUUUUGGUAGCAGCGGGUCUCGCUGCUGCACUCUGCCUCUUUGCAAGAAAACGUUGGCACUACUGGAAGGAUUUAAACGUAGAACAGGCUGAUAUCAAAGAUAUAUUUAAAAACAUCUAUAUUUUGUUCUCCAAGACGACUAGUAUUGCCGAAAUGACUGUGAUAGGAUAUAAAAAGUUUCAAAAUUCCAGGUAUAUUGGAACUUAUCAAUUUUUUAAACCGAUGGUGCAAAUUAAUGACCCCGAACUUAUAAAAGAUGUUACCGUCAAAAAUUUUGAUCACUUCAUGGAUCAUACUAAUCAAGUAUCUGAAAACUCCGACCCACUUUGGACAAAAAAUUUGGUGGCGCUUAGAGGUCAACAAUGGCGCGACAUGAGGUCUGUCCUCAGUCCUUCCUUUACGAGUAGUAAGAUGAAAGUUAUGUUUACGCUGAUGACAGAAUGUGCCCAAAACUUUUCAAAGCACUUCCAGAACAAGAACCAGGAUAUUGUGGAACUCGAAUUGAAAGAUACUUUUACAAGAUUUACAAACGACGUAAUAGCUACAACUGCGUUUGGUAUAAAAGUCGAUUCUUUAGAGAAUCCUGAAAAUGAAUUUUACUUGAUGGGAAAGGAAGUCACGAAUUUCACUAGCACUUCAAGGAUGCUGAAGAUGUUACUUGCUCAAGUUUUUCCAAGAGUGGCAAACUUCUUUAAAAUAUCAUUAUUUGAUGAGAAAACAAGAACGUUUUUUACCAAUUUAAUUGACAAGACAAUAAAAAUGAGAGAAGAAAAAGGAAUUGUUCGUCUUGAUAUGAUACACUUACUAAUAGAAGCUAAAAAAGGAGUCCAUAUUAAAGAGGAUCAUACUGUGGAUGAAGGAUUUGCUACGGCGAAAGAAGCCGAAAAUGUAUCAGGAAAAACCAUUUCAAAAGAAAUUACCAACAUAGAUAUUACGGCCCAAGCGUUAAUAUUCUUCUUGGGUGGAUUCGAAACCGUAUCCUCAACAAUGUGUUUUGUUGGUUAUGAACUAGCUGCUAAUCCAGAUUACCAGCAGAGGCUGAGAGAAGAAAUAAUGGAAACUUUGGAACAGUGCCAGGGAGAAUUAACUUACGAAGCUUUAUUAAAAAUGAAGUACAUGGAUAUGUUUGUGUCAGAAUCUUUGAGAAAAUGGCCCGUUGCUUUAAUAACCGAGCGACAAUGCACCAAAGAUUACACCAUUAAACCCGAACGACCAGAAGAAGCACCACUUACUAUCAAAAAAGGAAUGUCAAUCAUUAUGCCAGUAUAUCCUAUUCAUAGAGAUUCAAAAUACUAUCCAGAUCCAGAUAAAUUCAACCCUGAGAGGUUCAGUGACGAAAACAAAAGUAAAAUUAACCCUUACGCUUACCUACCGUUUGGAAUUGGCCCAAGAAUUUGUAUAGCCUCCAGAUUUGCUUUAUUAGAAAUCAAAGUGGUGUUCUUUUAUUUGCUUAAAGAUUUUGAAAUUGUUCCUGUAAAGAAAUCACAAAUUCCUCUAGUAAUUUCGAAAGAAAACUUCCAGCUCUCGUCUGAAGGAGGCUUUUGGUUUGGACUGAAACGUUUAUAGAUUUUAAAUGAUCAAUGGGUUGUACAUGUGAGUCCAUUAUUACAACUCUAUUUCUAGAUUUUAUUUUGUAAUAUAUUCCUAAUUUAGAAUAAGGUGGAUAAAUAUAUAUUUUUUAUUAAUACUUA
Messenger RNA from Diabrotica virgifera virgifera (western corn rootworm), 1876 nucleotides. RefSeq names its product cytochrome P450 9e2-like. The record is from RefSeq and is a predicted model, not a curated record. Lineage: Eukaryota; Metazoa; Arthropoda; Insecta; Coleoptera; Chrysomelidae. Bases 171 to 1751 code for a protein of 526 amino acids. Gene Ontology annotation, molecular function: heme binding; monooxygenase activity; oxidoreductase activity, acting on paired donors, with incorporation or reduction of molecular oxygen. The transcript is spliced from 7 exons.